Cheilinus undulatus (humphead wrasse) is the source of this 8589-nucleotide messenger RNA. RefSeq names its product versican core protein-like. Bases 190 to 4722 code for a protein of 1510 amino acids. Lineage: Eukaryota; Metazoa; Chordata; Actinopteri; Labriformes; Labridae. The record is from RefSeq and is a predicted model, not a curated record. Gene Ontology annotation, molecular function: calcium ion binding; hyaluronic acid binding. Gene Ontology annotation, biological process: cell adhesion. The transcript has 16 exons.
AGGAGGAAGAAGAGGUCUGACCGGCGGACAGCUGCUGCGGAGAGAGACAGAGAGAGGAGAAGAGCCUUCAGACUGCGGUCAGUGCGGGAAUCUCUGCGGGAAACUUUGAGUGAUAACCAGAAGACACGAGCAGCUGGAUUUCUGGACUUUUUCUUCUUCUUUUUUGGGGAUUUAUCAGACUGUGCCGAGAUGAUUCCUCACAUCCUCACACACCUGCUCUGCCUGCUGUGUGUGUGUUCAGCUCGGCCUCCAUCAGCUCCUCCUCAGUCUGUGAAGAUGCAGACGAACUCUCCUGUAUCCGGCUCUCUGGCGGGGCGGGUGGUGCUGCCGUGCCACUUUGCCAUCGCUCCUGACACCACCCACUCUCCCCACACCACACUGCCCCCCACCCCGCCCCCUCGUCACUCCACCCCGAGCCCCGACGAGGAGCUGAGGAUCAAGUGGACCAAGCUGGAGGAGGCGGGGGAGAAGGUGGUGCUGGUGGCCCAGGGCAGUGUCGUAAAGGUGGGGAAGGAGUACCAGAACAGGGUGUCGGUGCCGAGCCACCCGCUGUCGGUCGGUGACGCCUCUCUCAUCAUGGUGAAGCUGCGGGCGAGUGACGCCGGGCUGUACCGCUGCGAGGUGAUGCACGGGAUGGAGGACACGCAGGGCACCGUCAACCUCAGCGUCCAUGGCGUGGUGUUUCACUACAGAGCUAGCACAAGCCGUUACACCCUCGACUUCCACGCCGCUGUGAGAGCUUGUCACGACGCCGGCGCCGACAUCGCUGAACCCGAACAGCUGAAGGCUGCUUUCGAGGAUGGCUUCGACCAAUGUGACGCCGGCUGGCUGGGCGACCAGUCCGUCAGAUACCCAAUCACAGUGCCCCGUCCCGGCUGUUCUGGUAACCUGGAGAGCAAACCAGGAGUGAGAUCGUACGGCCUCCGUGACCUCAGUGAACAAUACGACGUGUACUGUUACGUGGGCAAACUACGAGGUGAGGUCUUCUACCCCAACCUCAAAGACAAACUCACCUUCCAGCAGGCGUCCCUGGAGUGUCAAAAACACGACGCCGUGAUGGCCUCAGCGGGUCAGCUCCAUGCAGCCUGGAGGGCGGGGCUUAACCGCUGCGACUACGGCUGGCUGUCGGACGGCAGCGCCCGCUACCCCGUCACCGUACCCAGGCCUCAGUGUGGAGGAGGCCUGCUGGGGGUCCGCACGCUCUACAAGCACAAAAACCAGACCGGCUACCCUGACAAAACAGACAAACACGGAGUGUUCUGCUUUAAAGCUCCUCCAACGACCCCGAGUCCUCCGAUGACCUCAACUCAAACCAAACCUAAACCUGGACUAGCCGUAGACCCUGAAAAGGCUGAAAUCCAAACCAGAAGACCAGAUUAUGCUGCAUACUCACCCACCCAGAGACCGCACACAUCCACUCCAGACCAGCACGCAGCCCCCACCGCCGCCCCCGUGAUCCCCACCGUUGAGUUUGUCGACUACGAUGUCGCGGACUUUGACUCCCGCCAGGUCGAGUCAGUCCCACUCAGAGGAGACAUCUUGGCCCCCAUGCACCUCCCGGCGCUACCCACCACCCGCUCGCAGCCCCCGCAGCUCGACAUCUCCAGCGGGGAGGCGGGCAGCAGCGACAGCAGCUCCAGCUGGGUGGUGACCCCGAUGCCAUCGCAUGUAGGAGUGGAAGACGCAUCCAGACCGCCACUAUCAGGGGUCAUUCCAGAGACGGGGGCCGAAGAGGACAGGAGACCGCCUGCUGUGGUUUUUAAGGAGGAUGUGACUGGAACCGCCCCCGUGGUAGACAUCGACCAAUCAGUGGCUGUUCCCGGAGACUCGGACAAACCGCCAGUCCAUAUCAUCAUCGUCAACGUGCACGACCAGAACCAAUCAGUCGACCACGUCCUGGACAUCCUGAACAAACCUAUCAGCGAGUUCGAUGGCGCCUCCUUCCCUCAGAUCACCGACCUUUCACAGUUCUCCAGCGGCGCCGUCCUGGGCAGCGGAGACGUCGAUGCUUUCGGGGCUCCCAUCACUCUGCCUCCAGCUAUCAGCUUCGUCAACGGGAAACACGAGGUGACGUUUGCUCCACAGCUGCCGGAGGAAGCCAGAGGAGACCAGUUUGAGACGGUCACCCCGAUCCUGUCCAAUGAGAUAGGAGAACCAGAGGAUGACUUCAAGGAGGUGGAUCAUGUGACCCCCUUUGACUACGGUACUAUAAUCCACACAGAGGAGAUGCCUUCAGAGGAGACCGGUGAUGGAGCCUCUCCUCCUACAGAAACCUACCCAGAGGAAGUCCUAGACCUCUUCCCUGAGCCUGACUUUGACAGAGUCAAAACUGAAGAACCAGGAGACCACACAGUGACCAGAACCACCACCAUGACCCCCUACAUGUCCCACGCCUUGUCAUCUGUAUCUUCAACAACAUCAGGCCCACGUCAAGCCGUCUCCAAGCCCGGUCCUGAUGGACUCUCCCCGUACGAGGACACAGAAGGUUCAGCAGGCCGUGGAACCGACGCCGAGGCAAUAGUGAUGGAGGAGGGCUCUGCAGGCGCUGAGCCCACCGCCGCUGCAGAAAUCCAGGCAGUUGAUAGGACUGAUGAGACAGAAAUCGGAGGGACGGAGCCUCCUACGCUCAUCCCAGACAUGAAACCACAGCAGACCACCACACAGACCCAAACUGAGGACCCUGAAGGGUCAGCGUCUGGAGUAGAAGAUGAGGCUUCAGGACAGGAACCACCCGAGAUGCCGAGAGGAACCAGCACGGUGUCACCAAUUUACUCCCCAGCUCAGACCCAGCAGCCCCGCACUGAUGUCCCAGAAGCCUCUGCGGUUCUCCCGGCUGUGGAUGCGGCGUCAGAGGCCGGUACUGAUGUCCCAGAAGCCUCUGCGGUUCUCCCGGCUGUGGAUGCGGUGUCAGAUGCCGGUACUGAUGUCCCAGAAGCCUCUGCGGUUCUCCCGGCUGUGGAUGCGGCGUCAGAGGCCGGUACUGAUAUCCCAGAAGCCUCUGCGGUUCCCCCGGCUGUGGAUGCGGCGUCAGAGGCCAGUACUGAUAUCCCAGAAGCCUCUGCGGUUCCCCCGGCUGUGGAUGCGGUGUCAGUGGCCGGCACUGAUGUCCCAGAAGCCCCUGCGGUUCCCCCGGCUGUGGAUGCGGCAUCAGAGGCCGGCUCAGAUGGAGAGCAGCUGUCCGGAGAGGGGGAGAGGGAGGGGCAGGUUUCUGGGGAGCAGGGUGGUCUGGUUGACCUUCCCACAGGGGUCUCUGCUACUGUUUUUCCAGAUGUGGCAGCUGUGACGUUUGGAGAGCAAACCACGCUCGCCACAGACGUUCAGGGCAUGACCUCAAAGACCAGCGCGCCAAAACCCACCACACUGCCCCUGCCUGCUGCUACAGGUGAGAAGAGACAGCCAGCCGAGGCCGGGGCUCAGACCCCACACCCCACUGAGUUUUCAGUAGCCCACGUUGAUCAGUCCACCACCAGAACCACGCCACUGUACACCUUCGACCACAGCUCCCGCUCUGUCCCACAGUGGGCUCUGGUCCCCGACCCUGCCGCAACCCCUCUGGGGGAGGACUUUGAGGACUAUGAUGGACGCAGAGAGACUUCCAUGGUGGAGUCUCAGCCUCAGAGACCACAGCAGACCACGGAGCAGCCAGAGAGCGGCACGGACUUGGACCAUUCUCUGGAGGCCAGCACUGUGGAUGUUAGAGAUCUCCUGCCCUGCUCCACCAGCGUGUGUCAGAACGGAGGGUCCUGCUACAAAAAAGGAUCACAGAAUAUCUGCGUGUGCGCACCUGGAUUCACGGGGCCGCGCUGUGAAACAGAUGUGGAUGAGUGCCACUCUAACCCGUGUCUGAAUGGAGCCACCUGUCUGGAUGGAGUCAACUCGUACACCUGCCUCUGCCUGCCCAGUUAUGCCGGGGAGCGCUGCGAGCAAGACACUGAGGUUUGUGGAUACGGCUGGCAGAAGUUCCAGUCUCACUGUUACAGAUACUUCACCCACCGUCGGACCUGGGACUCUGCUGAGAGGGAGUGUCGGCUGCACGGCGCCCACCUGACCAGCAUCCUAUCGCACGAGGAACAGACGUUUGUCAACCGUCUGGGCAGUGACUACCAGUGGCUCGGACUCAACGACAAGAUGUUUGAGAGAGACUUCAGAUGGACGGAUGGCAAACCAAUGCAAUUUGAUUACUGGAGGCCGAACCAGCCGGACAGCUUCUUCCAGUCAGGAGAGGACUGUGUGGUGAUGAUCUGGCACGAGGGUGGCCAGUGGAAUGACGUGCCCUGCAACUAUCACCUCACCUUCACCUGCAAAAAGGGGACAGUCUCCUGUGGUCAGCCUCCUGUGGUGCCAAACGCCCGGGUCUUUGGAGCCAUGAAGCCUCGCUAUGAGAUCAACUCCUUGCUGCGUUAUCACUGUAAGCAGGGCUUCAUCCAGAGACACGCCCCCACCAUACGCUGCCGCCCCAACGGCCAAUGGGACACGCCUAAAGUCACCUGCACGAGCCCCGCGACCUUUCACAAGUCAGUAGCUCUGCGGCGCCGCACCAAUCAGAUCCCAAUGCAGCAGAGUCAACCGUAUAACCAACACAUCCAUCACACCAAGACUCCUCAGUUACACAACCCAAAACCAGAGCAGCCACAGAGCUACAACUUCUUCCAGCGUCUGUUCCAGAGGGCGAAGAGGCAUGAGGAGGAAGAAACACACAUCGAGGACCAGAUGAGACGCUGACGGGUUCAUGGGGGUUCAUCAGAAUGUUUGUCGCUCCAGAGGCAUCGUUAGACCGAAAGAUUUACGGGUUAUCGAUGCCUCUUUAGAGGGAAAGGGACGUGUUUUACAUAAAUGUCCAAAAACACUUCAGAUUCCGAACCAUAACACUAGUGAGGAUUUAGAUCGUUGUUAAAGGUAGAUCUCAAUGCCCCAUACUGCAAAAACGGUGCCUUAAUGUCCUCACUGUGUGCUACUUUUUUAUCUCUUAGCCAUCAUUACCGUGUUUCCAAUCCAAAAAAAUCUAUCAGCCCAGAGAAAUCUCAUUUAAAGGAACCCUAUGGAGCUUUUAUAAACCUGCAGACUUAGUUUGACAUUCCUUAGCAAAACUUGUUUGUGACUGUUGAUUGUUUCCUUCAGGCCUCAUGUUUCUAAAGGCAUUUCCAUCCUCAUAAAGCAUUAGCAAGGAUUUGGAGCCUAACUUUGUUUACAUUCAUGUUGAAACUCUUAGGGGACCUUUUAAAACCUGCAAGACUAAGGUUAGGGGGGUUUACACGUGGAGCCUCCUAUAGCUCAUUAAACAUGCUCCUACAUAAGUGAGGUUUUAAAUACCAGACUUUUACCUGCAGCUUUACUGUCAUCAUAGUAAAGAAUAUGAAUGCAUCUCUACUUCUGCAGCAGCACUCUAGCAGCUGCAUGCUUUUUGUCAUGCAUACAUCUCUUACUCACAUUUCAGCUUUGUUUAGCAAGAAACUGAGCUUAAAGCAAAGACAAGACACAAGUAUGGAGCAGCUGAAAUGUGACAAACCAUGUUUGCAUAUGUAGAAUUCAUGCAUCAUACAACUUUAGGAUGGAUUUAUUGAUGCAUCCAGAUGUUGCUGCUCUAUGCUUCUGCUCUCGCUCCUUGUCUCUUCAAUCUGCAUGCAAGCUUUGAUUUAACUUUGCAUUAUUUGAAUGUAUUUAAUACUGUGGUUUGCUAGAAUUGCAAAGCAAAGGAAGAGAAGAAGCAAAGCAGCUCAUUAUCUGUUACAUGACUAACUUUGUUUUUGCAAUUUUUCUCUGUUGCUGGUGAACAAAGGAAAUAUUAGACAAUCUGUGGCCAACAAAAAGGUUUAUUCUUGCAACGUCAAUCAACACGUACAGCAGUCAGUAAGCAUUAUAGACGGGGGGGGCAGGGAGAAGGAGAGGGAGAGGGAGAAGUGGAAGGGAGCAGAGUCAGAGACAGAAGAAACCCCCAGCAUCGGGAGACUAGCACCUUUAUCCUUGAGCUACGCCCCCUCUGUCUGGGCAGAAUCCACGCCCCUAAAACAUACUUCCUGCCCCCUCUGUCUGCUGAGACCUUCACCAAGACCGGGCUUUGUUUCCAGGUGGUCUGGACAUCACACAAAAGGACCCUUUGAUUCAGUCAUGGGCUCCAGGUUUCACACCUUGUCAGGAAACUGGCCCAGCCAGCCGUUGUUGUUUUGCAUUUACAUAUGCAGUAAGGUGGACCUUCCUAGUCCUAUCGUUUCCCCAUGUCUGUGAGAGGAUAGGCGACAUAGAGAGAGAACAGUAAGAACAGUAGAGGGUGUUGGGGAUCACAGUUGGAGUGCUGAGGCAAAGGAGCUAAUACCCCAUUACACUUUCACUGCAAAGACUCAAACCUAACCUGUUUUUGUGUUGCUUCUAGCAAAAUACUCUAAGUUUAAGUCCAGAUUAACAUCCUAUUUUAAGAUAAUACAAGCGAAAGUGACAUGAAAUGAGAUGCACUUGCUUGUUUGGAUCGUACGUCUCAUUUCAAGACAAAUAUUUUACUGCUUACAAGCAAAUCAGGCCUCAUUUUUGGGUCCUAUGUCUUGAAUUAAGAUAUUUUUCUGGAUUUGUCAGGUGAAAAUAGGUCAAAACAGCAUUUUUUUCUGAUUAGGUAUUAGAUGCAUACACAUUAUGUUUGACUUUUUGCAGAGCUGGAAGUACCCGGUGAAUAUGUUGAAGCAUUUAGCUGCAAAACAUUGCAAAAGCUGCUAAACUGACAAGUAUAGUAAAAUUAUUUGUUGUGUUUAAAGACUAGAUGGUCUUGUUUUAAGGUAAAAUGCAUCCCCAAUGGUCUUCUUAAGAUCCUUGGUUGCAAUUAAAGUAAAAUUUGCUUUUUUUGCAUGAGCCUUUUAUGCAAAGCUUUAAACUUGAUGCUACAAGCUUUAAGCAGUGAAAUUUGUUUGUUGAUGUUUUUACUUCCUACCAGUUAUUCAAGUGCAUUUCAUUUUUUCUUCUUUUUAUGUCUUGAAAUAAGACAUUUUUGUGCACCUAUCAGGCAGAUACAGGUUAAAACCUUAUGUAAAUAGAAAUUUACACUUCAUAAUAUUCACUUUUUUGCAGUUAAGCAAAACAUUUGGCUUCUUAAUCCCGCUUUAAUUGCAAAUAUUAUUAAGUCUAAUGGCCUUAUAUGGAAAUUAAGACAUAAAGAGUCUUGUUUCAAGUAUGAAUAUAUUGCCAGUUGUUUUCUUAGGAAAAACCUUGAUUGCAUUAAAAUGCAUUUUACACAGUUUGUCUAGAUAAGCAUUUUUUCCUCAUUUAGGAACAUUAUCAAGGGACAUGUGUACAAAACACUUGGCAGAUAUUUUCACUUCUAACAGAUUUUCUUGCUUUUUGUAUCUUGAAAUAAUACUGACUUUUUGGCUUCUUUGGCCUAAAAAACUGUGCAGACAUGCAUGCUUGGAUUGAGUUUUUGCAGCGUUGCAGGUCGUAGCAGCAACUCAAGUGCUUUUUAGUUUUAGUUUUAUUUCUCUGCAGUAUAUGCCAGCUGAUACAUGGAUAGCAGAGCUUUUUUAUCAUAGCAAGUGUUUGCAGAAGCAUCUUUACUUUACUGCAAAAAAAGAGAAAAGAACACCCUAUAAACACUCCUUCUUACUUCCACAAGCUCGUAUAAACUCCACAGGGUUCCUUUAAAUUACGGGUUGAUCUUCGGUGCAUUUGAAGCUAACAUUUCACCAGCCAAAAACAAAAUGUGCACCUAAAUAUUUAUGCAUUAUAAAGUUGAGUUCUAUCAUCGUCCAUCCUUAAAUGAAAUCCAUUCUUUGAGCCACUUUCACAGGAGAAUUAUCCAAACAUAUUAGCAUGAUUCAUCACUUUAAAUUAUUUUCAUUGAAUAUUUUUCAUAGCAUCAGUUUUCCUUGGUCCAUUUUAGCCGGCUGAUGUCCCUUGUAGAUUUUUGUACAAAAUGUUUUAGCUGAGAGGUUUAAAAGGGAGAGCAGCACAGACACACAGAUGAGGAUGAGUGUGCAGCGCGCUCUGUGUGUGUGUGCCGCUGCUAAUAAUCAUAGGAUUUAUAAGAUAGAUACUCUAUGAAGCCAUAUGGAUUUAACUUAUUGUAUACUUUAAAACUAUGAAUGAACUGUGAUAUAUAAAGGUCAUUGGAUCGAUGACUUCCUUUGCUGUUUACAGACUCUGUCAUGUGUUCGCUGCACGUAGCAUCUUGUUAGCGAUGUUAGCUUGUCGAGCUUUUGAUGUGACUCCAUAUCGACCCGACUUCUUCCCCGCCAGCUGACUUUUUUUGAGCAUUAAAGUUUCCUCAGCUGGAGGUUUUAUAGAUUUUUGUCACAGAUCUGGAAUCUGUGUUUAAAUCCAACAAAAAAGGGAAUGUGAAAAACUUCGACGAACUCCAGGAGAUUUUUCUAUGUGAUCUUUAUUCAUUUUAGCUCCUCUUCUUCAUGCUCUUUUCCUUUUUAUAUAUUGUUUUUUCAGUGUAUAUGCAUUUUUAAAUGUUUUUCUACUCCAUGUGGUUAAAGAGGAUCACUGUAUCUGUGGCACAAGAGCUUUUUUAUGUAAUCAUUGUUUCUUACUGUAAAAGUGUCCAUCAUCUUCCUGGUUUCAUUGUCAGCUGUGUGUGCAAUAAAACAAACUCUUAUAACUCUUAAA